GAACAUGGCGAUCUGUAUGGGAGAAAUGUUCAGACUGAAACAUCUGUAAUCAGAGACGCUGCUGUCACGUAUAAGCAGGGGGCGUGGUCGCGUGACGUGCCCGUGUUUGUGUCAAACAGCAGCUGGGCUCUACAGUAACCUUCUAGCUCUACCCUGGGCUUUUAAACGUGUGUUGUAGAGCCACCCCUGCCUGGGUGCCAUGGUCCUCUGUUACACAUGAGCUCUACUAUGUGGUACAUCAUGCAGAGCAUUCAGAGUAAAUACUCCUUGUCCGAGCGGCUCAUCCGCACAAUCGCAGCCAUCCGCUCUUUUCCACACGAUAACGUGGAGGAUCUGAUUCGUAAAGGAGCUGACGUGAACCGGAUGCAUGGAACCCUAAAACCUCUGCACUGUGCCUGUAUGGUAGCUGAUGCUGACUGUGUGGAGUUGUUGCUAGAGAAAGGAGCAGAGGUGAAUGCAUUGGAUGGUUACAACCGCACGGCGCUGCACUACGCUGCAGAGAAGGAUGAGAGCUGCGUGGAGCUGCUGUUAGAGUAUGGGGCCCAGCCAAACGCACUGGACGGCAACAAGGACACUCCGCUCCACUGGGCUGCCUUUAAAGACAACCCGGAGUGCGUUAGGGCCCUGCUGGAGAGCGGGGCCUGCCCCAAUGCCCGGGACUACAACAAUGAUACCCCUUUGAGCUGGGCAGCGAUGAAGGGCAACCUGGAGAGUGUCAAAGUUCUAUUAGACUACGGAGCCCAGGUCCAUGUGACCAACCUGAAGGGUCAGACCCCUAUAUCCCGGCUGGUGGCUCUAUUGGCCCGAGGCCUGGGCACCGAACAGGAGGAAGAGUGCCUGGAGCUGCUUUGCCGAGCAGCGGGGCGCUUUGAGAUCAGACGUGCCGAUGGCACUCUUCCCAAGGAGCUGAGCAAAGACCCCCAGCUGCUGGCCAGGCUGACUAACAUGGUGGCACAGGCUCCGACGCUGCGCUCUCUAGCACGCUGCACCAUACGCCAGAGUCUGGGAGUGCAGUUCCUUCCUACUGCAGUGAAAGAGCUUCCUCUACCUGAAACAGUUAAAGAAUAUCUACUACUGAGAGACUGAUGACGGCGGCAGAACCUGCUGGCUGAUGAUUAAACAGCUCGUCACACUGCAUUUGUUGGCAAGUCGAUACAGAUGCGUGUGUAUUUUUUUUUUUCUUUUUUACACAACAUCUGGAUGAGGAGUGAAUUAAGUGCAGACUAUUAGAAUUAAUCAGCAUUCUGUGAAUGAGCAAGGCAGGACUUGCGCAUUUCCAACUCAACAGCUGUUGGUUAUUUUCAGUUAAGUCUGCUUGCAAAAGUAGAAAAGAAACAACCUCAAGCUAAACAAGAGAUUUGCUCGACUUCAUUGUGAGAAUAAACUAAGUUUAGACAAGAUGUUUAAUCAUUUAAUUGCUUCAGAUAUAUCCAAAAAACUAUUUGUUGGAAUAUUUUAGUAUGCUUAUUAUAACUAAUUUUUGCUUCAUUAGGUUUGUGAAAGAAACUGUUGGACUCUGAUAGAAGAUGGCUUGUUAAAAAAUAAAAUAAUAUAUUGGGUAAGACUUUUAACGUGAGGGAGCAUUUGUCAGAUGGUUCAUGUAGAGCACCUGGAAGAAGAAUUCAUAAAUCUGUUUUUUUUUUUUUUUUUUUUUUUUUUACAUUUUCCCACAUCAGAACUGCAAACUAUAAUUUUUUUUAAAUGAUAAAAAUCUACAUAACAAAGGCCUUUUCUCGCAUAAAACAUUCAGUCACACCUCAUGAUUUUUUUAUUUAAAAUAAUGCUCAAAAGUUCUCAGCCCGUUAGAAAAAGAGCUGCUCUGCUGGCGUCUACUGUCAAUCUCUCACCAUAAAUUCUCAGUGGGAUUUACGUGAGGACUUUGACUAGACCAUUUUAGCUUCUGAGUAUUUUACUGAGUCUUUGUGGCUCUGGCUUUAUUAUUUAGGUGUGAAAUUAAAAGUAAAAGUUAAAUGUCCUAUGUGACUGUGACAUCUGUACUUUAAUUUUUUUUUAAACAAUUGUGGCUCAGACUACAUCUUUUCCCUGCUAAAGAGAGGCCUCUCUGCAGCAUGAUACUGCCACCGCCAUGUUUUAUUGUUUGUAUGAUAUGGUAAGGCUGAUUGUACUCAAUAGCGUUCAUAUUUUUUCUGAAGACAUACACUGAUGCAAAUUUCUAAAUUACUGUUUACAGUUAUCCUCUGCUUUGUUUUGAUGCGUCACAAAGUCCUAGCAAAAUGCACUCAAGUUUGUGGUUGUAAUGUGUCAAAAUGUGGAAAAGUUCUAGGGCAAUUAAGUUUUUGCAAGGUAAUGUGAUAAAAUAAUGUGUAUGAUAGUUUAGGAGAGCGAUCUGUCGGUGAUAUUUGCUAAGGAUAUUGUAUUUAACACACCUGUUUUAAGCAGUAAAUGAUUGUGCCAGAUGGGAACAAUUGUAUUUAUGUAGAAGCAGCAGAGUCGUGCUGAUUGUUAGUAUCAGUUUCAUUUAAGGUGCCAGGUAGUCAAUGCAAAUGCAAAAUCACCAUGUCCACUCUCAUUAGUUGCUGUUUAUUUUGGCUUUAUUAUUCUUUUUUUUUUUUUUUUUACAAUGGAGGUUAAACUUGCAAAACGUCCUGUUUUCAAGGGUGCUCACUGGUUCCGAAACUAAAGUCACUUUGUUUUAAAUUCUGUGUUUAAAGUGUUAAUGAUAAAAGAAAAUAAAAAAAAUGGCAUGAUGAGUAAGUUUUGUCUUUUUGUAAAACCACUAAAUAUGCUGGCAACAGCCUUGUUGGGGGUCUAACAUCUGACCAUUUUGUAUCCUAAUUUUGUUUGCCUGUUCUGUAAGUAUAUGUAAAUUAACCCUGAGAUCAUGUAUUGUGUAUGCCUGCAAAGGUGCUUCUUUUCUUUGUUUGUAUAAUGCAAAUAAAUGUCUUUAUUUGCCUGUCAA
This is a messenger RNA of Cyprinodon variegatus (sheepshead minnow), 2920 nucleotides long. It is a transcript of the gene asb8, whose product is annotated as ankyrin repeat and SOCS box containing 8. The coding region runs from base 217 to 1086 and encodes 289 amino acids. The record is from RefSeq and is a predicted model, not a curated record. NCBI's taxonomy places the organism in Eukaryota, Metazoa, Chordata, Actinopteri, Cyprinodontiformes, Cyprinodontidae. Gene Ontology annotation, molecular function: protein binding. Gene Ontology annotation, biological process: intracellular signal transduction. The transcript has 4 exons.